AUGGACGAAAAGGCGACAAUACCCAGAGAGACGAUUUCUCGAUUGGUUAAACAUUAUUUGGUGGAUAAACAACUAACUGUAACUCCUGAGGUCAUUGAAGGUAUCAGCAAAUAUCUUGAAUCAUUCGUUCAGGAGGCGACCCUAAGAUCCAUCGAAAAUCAUGAACUUAAUGGUCACAAUCAAGAGUUAGUACUUGAAUAUGAUGACCUCGAAAAAAUAAUCGGACUUCUCAUGUUGGAUAUGUAA
This is a messenger RNA of Maudiozyma barnettii, 246 nucleotides long. It is a transcript of the gene MHF2, whose product is annotated as Mhf2p. Lineage: Eukaryota; Fungi; Ascomycota; Saccharomycetes; Saccharomycetales; Saccharomycetaceae. Gene Ontology annotation, biological process: DNA repair; kinetochore assembly. The record is from RefSeq and is a predicted model, not a curated record. The transcript has a single exon. Gene Ontology annotation, molecular function: protein heterodimerization activity. Bases 1 to 246 code for a protein of 81 amino acids.